Molecule: messenger RNA, 1140 nt
Organism: Aphanomyces invadans
Lineage: Eukaryota; Oomycota; Saprolegniomycetes; Saprolegniales; Verrucalvaceae
Exons: 3
Coding region: 1-1140 (379 amino acids)
Source: RefSeq, a predicted model, not a curated record
AUGACAACAGCUAUAGCGACGGAAGCGUCGGCCCCUGCCGCGAUCCAUUCAUCGCGAACCAAACUUGCACAAGCCGCCGCAUCUUCGGCUGUCCCUCUGAAUCACACGUUCCCCAACAGCUACAAAGACGACUUGGCUGUUCACACGUUGCAAGUAUCCCCAGAAGUCGGACAUGCACGUUAUCUCGACGCAUCCCUUCCCUACGUCCCUGUGUUUGAAGAACAGUAUGGUCCUGAAGUGUCGUCCUCACUCCAGACCAAGUACUACACACUGACGGAAUCCGGUCAAGCGGGCAUUGAAGCGGCGACGGAUUCUCUGCAUGCUCUGUUCGUGCAAGCCACUGAACACGUGCUGCUACAUCAAGAAGCGCUCGCGCCUUAUUUUCACAUCCCUGCUGCUCUGUGGCCACGAAUCCAACACUCAUGGGCCCACCACAAAAACGACACGAUCUCCGGGCGAUUAGACUUUGCCUUGACAGACCAAGGCACAAAAGUGUACGAGUACAACGCGGACUCUGCAUCAUGCCUGAUGGAGUGCGGAUACACCCAAGACGCGUGGUCAAAAGCUGCCGGACUCGGCUCGAUUGGUCGAAGCAACAGUGCUACGUUGUUUUCACAACUGACGGCGGCGUGGAAAGGCAAGAACGUCCAAGGCACACUUCAUCUGCUAUGUGACGAUGACCCGGAAGAGCGAUAUCAUUCGUUGUAUAUGAAGGCCGCAGCCGAAGCCGCAGGCAUUCCUUGCACUCUAGUCGUUGGUGUGCAAGAGCUGCAUUACGACGAAGACGGAGUCACGAUUUUGGACGGACAGAAUCACCCCGUGCGCAACGUAUGGAAGACAUGGGCUUGGCAAACAGUGAUCAGUCAGUACGAAGCCGGGAAUGGUGCCGCUUCCUCCGGCCAUGUCCAGGUCAUGGACGUGAUGCUCCAUCCGUCCGUGCGCGUGUUUGAGCCCCUGUGGACAGUGCUUCCUUCGUCCAAAGCGAUUUUGCCCAUCUUGUCCCAACUGGCCCCCGACAACCCGUACUUGCUGCGAUCGACCUUUGACGCGGCAGACAUUGCGACUUUCAAGGGUGGAUACGUUGCCAAACCAGUCAUGGGUCGCACCGGGGCCAACGAUCAAUUGUACAGCAAUUGCUAA